AUGGAGCGGUACCUUCGAUCCUGGCGUCAGGACGCGUUCAAUCGCGGCCAGCAUGAAUCUGCUAUUUACAUCGGCGACAAGGUUCUUGCAUUGACCAACAGUGACUCCGAUGCUUUUUGGUUGGCACAGGUCCAUUUCUCCAAUAACAACUUCAGUCGCGCGCUAGCCCUUCUCUCCCGCGGCGAUCUAGUCUCUCGAAACCCCGCCUGCCGUUACCUUGCAGCUCACUGCUACAUAAAACAAAAUCAAUUCGAACAAGCCCUCAGUAUACUCGGCGAGCAUAACCCUACCGAUUUAAUUCGCGACCAUAAUAGCCGGAGGAAGAUUCAGCAUCUAAAUGGUCAAAGCCAUGUUACGUUACGCAAUGGGAAAGCAUCAACAGGGCGGGGCGAACGAAGUGAGGAGCGAGAUAGGGAGAGAGACGAGGAUAGCAAUGUUCGAUUUGAAGCAUCAAUGUGUUUUCUACGAGGACUUUGUUUCGCGAAGCAGAAUGCAUUUGACCGUGCGCGGGAUUGCUACAAGGAUGCGGUGCGAAUCGACGUGCAGUGCUUUGAAGCAUUCGAUCAACUCAUGAAGAACUCGCUCAUGUCUCCUACUGAGGAGCUUGAAUUCCUCGAGUCUCUCGAUUUCGAUUCGGUAUCCUCACCCGAUCCCUCCGUAACCCAAGAAGCUGCCGACUUCACGAAAAUGCUCUAUACAACUCGACUCUCCAAAUACUCCUCUCCUACCAUCCUAUCCAAUGCUACCGAAACCUUGUCAACACACUACAACCUCUCCCAAAACCCAGAUAUACUCUUGUCUCGUGCGGAAACAUUAUACACACAAUGCCGAUUCGCAGAGGCUCUGGAGCUGACAUCUUCCAUCCUCUCCACUGCCCAGUCCAAUGACCUGGCCAGCACAAAUUCCAGUGGCAGUCCUACACAUAACCAUCUGGGUCAUGCACCAGGGAUUUAUCCUCUCCAUCUGGCUUGUCUUUACGAGACAGGUGCUACGAAUGCCCUUUUCUUGCUUUCGCACUUGCUAGCCGAUCAUGCACCAGAGGAGCCAUACACAUAUUUAGCAAUUGGAGUAUACUACCUAGCUGUGUCUAAAAUUGCCGAAGCCCGACGCUUCUUCUCCAAGGCCUCUCUACUUGACCCCCAUUCGGCCGCAGCGUGGAUUGGAUUCGCUCACACCUUCGCCGCAGAGGGAGAACACGAUCAAGCCAUCGCAGCAUACAGUACAGCCGCCCGACUCUUCCAAGGAAGUCAUCUUCCCCAGCUCUUCCUAGGCAUGCAGCACCUAGCUUUGAACAACAUGUCUCUCGCCCACGAGUACCUCUGCGCAGCCUUUUCCAUGUCAACAGGCUCUGUACCAGGCCCCGCACCUACACCCGGGAAACCCCUCUCCGUCCCCCUUGGCGGUGAUCCAUUGGUUCUAAACGAACUUGGCGUGGUAUAUUACCACCAAAACAACCUUACACCCGCAGUAGACCUUUUCCGCCAAGCCCUCGCUCUCGCUACAUCCCUCCACUGCGAACCCGGUGCAUGGGUCGCAACACGAGCGAACCUAGGCCACGCCUUACGCCGUAUGGGCAAUCUACGCGAGGCUUUACGAGAAUUCGACGAAUGUCUCCGAGUCGGUGCCGGAGGAAAUAGCAUGGGAUACUCACCAUUCCUAGGCGGGGGAGCCGGUGGCUCUGCCUCAGUAGCGACCGCAUCGGGUGUUGGAGGCUACGAGGAUCGGGGCUUAAUUGGAUCCCUCCACACAUCACGAGGACUAUUACUCUUAGAGCUUGGACGGACCGGCGAGGCCGUCACAGCCUUACACGAAGCGGUGAGAGUGCUAGGCGCAAGUGGUGGUGGAGAUGCGGCCGGUGGAGCUGGCGUAGCAGGCACAUUAUUAUCUCGUGCAUUGGAGCUAUGGGCUCUUGAGGGUCGUGAGCAGGAUCGCCAAGGACUAAAAGCAUUAGAAGAGGGGAAACGAUCAGCACACGCGCGCGGGGGAAGUUCAUCGUCUCGAUCGCGAGAUACUCGUACCAAGACACGGCCUACGGAGGACUCACGACGUGGUCGCGGUGAUGCAUAUCGCGAGUCAUGGACUGAUGAAGUGACGCAUGGCAAUACGCCAGAGCCCGGCGAGCUAGACAGUGUGGAUCAGCAUAUCGAGAUGGAUCUAGACGAGGAGGCAGAUGGAUUACUGCGUCGGGCAUUAGGACGAGUUCGUCCUGGACGCCGUCGGCUCCCACUCCCUAAUACACCAGAGCAGCAGCAGCAACAGAUGAAUGAAACGCCGGCCCGAGGACAUCAAUCAAAUCGGAGCCAAUCCCGACAAUAG
Messenger RNA from Penicillium angulare, 2316 nucleotides. RefSeq names its product anaphase promoting complex subunit CDC16. Gene Ontology annotation, molecular function: protein binding. The record is from RefSeq and is a predicted model, not a curated record. Gene Ontology annotation, biological process: cell division. Lineage: Eukaryota; Fungi; Ascomycota; Eurotiomycetes; Eurotiales; Aspergillaceae. The transcript is spliced from 2 exons. The coding region runs from base 1 to 2316 and encodes 771 amino acids.